CUCUGUUUCAUUGGUAAGGAUUCUCCUAGAGAAAUCUUUGAUAUAGAUUUUGUAGUAGUAGCUGGAGUGUUUGGGGAUAUAAUGAUGCAUAGAAGCUGUGACAAGAAAUGGGUUGAAAUCGAGGGUCGGUUUAGAUCAUAUCGAGAUAUGGUUUCAUUCAAAGGAACGUUUUAUGUUGUUGAUAUGAGUGGACGAGGACAUAUCUUUGUUAGCGAGAUCCAAUCAGUCAUACAGUCUCAUGAGUCUUUUGACGAGAGAUUGGUUGUCUCAAGAGAGGAGGAGCUCUUGCUGGUGCAGCGGUUUACCCCAGGGCCGUAUGGUCGUGAAUAUAAACAUACGUGGUUCAGAUUGUUUAGGCUCCAAGAAGAGGAAGGCAAGAGGAGAUGGGUUCGAAUCAAUGACUUAAGAGGACCGAUGUUUCUUGGGUAUGACCAUGACUGGGAAUCUCUGCUAUUCAUUGACUCUGAUGCUAUCUUUGAUAGAAUCCGUGUGUUUGACUUAGGAACCGAAAGGACACAAAAUGCAUCCGAUUGCAGUGGCUGUAUCGGCGUGUUCCGCGAAAAUAUAGAAUCUCCGGUGUUAUGUGGAAUCUUGGCACUGCCAAAUCCAACAAUGAGCAUCUAAUACAAGUAAUCUUGCGUCCAACUUUGUUCAUCUUUGGUUUUGGUUACUUGUAUUAGUACUAAAGAAAAUUUUGUUGAAAAGUUUCAAAUCCUGUUUUUGAAGCCUCGCAAGUCCAUAUAUUCUGAUUCUUGUUCCAACAUGUAGAAUGUAAA
Eutrema salsugineum is the source of this 776-nucleotide messenger RNA. RefSeq names its product putative F-box protein At2g16290. Lineage: Eukaryota; Viridiplantae; Streptophyta; Magnoliopsida; Brassicales; Brassicaceae. The record is from RefSeq and is a predicted model, not a curated record.